AUGUUCUCGAGACAGUCGUCGAGGCUCCCCAGCCAAAUCGCCAGGCAAGCGGCGGCCCGCCAGUUUUCCACAAGAGCUGCGCUUAGGCAAGAGGUUCGAGAUGCAUACAUCCUCAGUGCAUCAAGAACGCCAACAGCAAAGUUCAAUGGCUCCUUCACCAGCGUCUCGGCGCCACAGCUCGGCGCCGUCGCCAUCAAGUCCGCCCUCGAAAAGUCCAAGGUCCCCAUCGACAAGAUCGCCGACGUAUACAUGGGCAACGUGCUGCAGGGAUCCGUCGGACAGGCGCCGGCUCGCCAGGCCCUGAUCUUCGCCGGCCUCCCGUCGAGCGUCGAGGCCAUCACCAUCAACAAGGUCUGCGCCUCUGGUCUGAAGGCUGUCGUCUUCGCUGCGCAAAACAUUCAGCUGGGCCUGGCCGAGGCGCAGAUUGCCGGCGGCAUGGAGAACAUGACAAGGGUUCCUUACUACGUACCUCGAGCGUCCAGCUUGCCGCCUUUCGGCCACGUCAAGAUGGAGGAUGGCCUGAUCAAGGACGGUCUGACUGACGUCUACGACCAAUUCCACAUGGGCAACUGCGCCGAGAACACCGCCAAGAAGUACGAGAUCACCCGCGAGAUGCAGGACCAGUAUGCCAUCCAGUCCUAUGAGCGCGCUCAGGCAGCGUGGAAGGCCAACGCCUUUGCCGAAGAGAUCGCACCUGUGACCGUCCCCGGAAAGAAGGGCAACACCGUUAUCGAGGCCGACGAGGGCUAUCUCGAUGUCAAGUUCGACAGGGUCCCCACGUUGAAGCCCGCGUUUGUGCGUGACGGCACCGGCACUGUCACUGCCGCCAACUCUUCCACGCUGAACGAUGGCGCGAGCGCGCUCGUUCUGGGUAGCAAGGAGAUUGCGCAACAAUACGGAUCGGGCUCUCGUGUGCUGGCCAAGAUCUGCGGGUCGGCCGAUGCCGCGGUUGACCCUGUGGACUUCCCUAUUGCCCCAGCCAAGGCAGUUCCCAUUGCGCUCAAGAGAGCGGGCAUCACCAAGGACCAGGUUGCCGUCUGGGAGUUCAACGAGGCCUUUGCCGCCGUCAUCAAGGCCAACGAGAAGAUUCUCGGACUGGAGGGUGCCCGCGUCAACCCUCUCGGAGGGGCCAUCUCCCUCGGCCACGCUCUGGGAAGCUCCGGAUCGAGGAUUCUCGUCACUCUGCUUCACCAGCUGAAGCCUGGCGAAUACGGCGUCGCGGCGAUUUGCAACGGAGGCGGCGCGGCCACUGCCAUUGUCGUGCAGCGCGUCGAGUCUGUGUAA
This is a messenger RNA of Colletotrichum graminicola M1.001, 1284 nucleotides long. Its product is annotated as acetyl-CoA acetyltransferase. Gene Ontology annotation, biological process: fatty acid beta-oxidation. The transcript is spliced from 3 exons. NCBI's taxonomy places the organism in Eukaryota, Fungi, Ascomycota, Sordariomycetes, Glomerellales, Glomerellaceae. The coding region runs from base 1 to 1284 and encodes 427 amino acids. The record is from RefSeq and is a predicted model, not a curated record. Gene Ontology annotation, molecular function: acetyl-CoA C-acetyltransferase activity.